AUCAAAAAGGCUUUAGCUUAGCUUACAUUUGAAGAAAAGCAUACUAUUCAUAUUUCAUUUCAUAUCCGUUGAAGAAUAAUCUCAUAUUCGAGAAUUAAAUUAAAAAAGUUUAAUUUUUUUUUUCUCUUUCUCCGAACUCGAAAAAACCUAGACAAGAAAGAAAGAAAGAAAUUGAAAAAAAAAGAAAUCUUUCUUGAUCCUCCGUAUACAUGGCGGAGGAAUUCGACAAGGCUGUGGAAGAUGGUCUCAUGCUUUCUAAGCGGCUCUACUACGGGAAGGACAGAGCGGUGGCUCCACCGAAGCCGUUGCCUGCGAUGAUGAAGCCGGGGACUCACUCUUAUCUACCGACGGCGCCGAUGGUGUACGCGGUGAUCUACGACCCGGCUAUUGUUGAUAACCCAGACAUUCCGAGCUACCAGCCGCACGUGCAUGGCAGGAACGACCACCCGGCGCUUAUUCCGUUACAUAUGCACGGGGUUGAGCUCGAGGUGGAAUGUUAUUUGGACACGGCGUUUGUGAGGGUCAUCGGAUCUUGGAGACUUCAUUGUGUUAUGGGUAGUAAGAGCUGUGGCUGUCGCGUUGCUAUCCCCAUGGGUGACCAGGGUUCAAUUCUAGGUGUUGAGGUUGAGGUGUCUAGAAAAUCGUAUCGUACGCAAUUGGUAAAAUUGGAAGACAAUAAGGAUAGAGAAAAGGCAUCCUCCACUUAUGGAGGUUUCCUGAAGCCCCAUAUAUUUACCAUGACAGUUCCACAGGUUGACGGGAGUUCCAUUCUCUCUAUUAGCAUGAGUUGGUCCCAGAAAUUAGUGUAUACCGAUGGUCAGUUCACUUUGAAUGUACCCUUUACUUUUCCUGAUUAUGUCACUCCUGUUGUGAAAAAAAUUUCAAAGAAAGAGAAGAUCCAAUUGAAUGUGAAUGCUGGUACCGGAACUGAAGUGUUAUGUGAGGCAGUCAGUCAUCCUUUAAAGCAAGUAAGGCGACAUGCAGGAAAAAUGGGAUUUUUAUACGAAUCUGAAAUCUAUUCUUGGUCGAGUACGGACUUUAACUUCUCAUACUCGGUUUCUUCAAGCAGCAUACAUGGUACUGUUUUCUUGCAAUCUCCAUCGGUGCAUGAAGUUGAUCAAAGAGAGAUGUUCUAUGCCUAUCUCUUUCCAGGAAACCAGCAGAAUAGGAAGGCAUUCAGGAAGGAUAUAGUAUUUGUUGUCGAUAUAAGUGGAAGCAUGCGAGGAAAGCCUAUUGAUGAUAUCAGAAAUGUGCUGUCUAAAGCUCUCUCUAAGCUUGAUCUAGAAGAUUCUUUUAGCAUCAUAGCAUUUAAUGGAGAGAUUUUUCUGUUCUCAACAUCGAUGGAAGUAGCUACAAAGGCGGCAAUUGAAAGGGCCACUGAGUGGAUGAGCAUGAAUUUUAUUGCUAGUGGUGGAACCAAUAUAUUGCUUCCUCUAAACAAGGCACUAGAAAUGCUAUCAAAUGCCCAGGGCUCAACUCCAAUGAUAUUUCUUGUUACUGAUGGUGCUGUUGAAGAUGAGAGACAAAUAUGUGAUGUAGUGAACAGACUUGUUGCAGAAAAGGGAUCAAAGUGUCCACGUAUAUACACCUUUGGCAUAGGCUCAUUUUGCAACCACCAUUUUUUGCGGAUGCUUGCAAUGAUUAGCAGGGGACAAUAUGAUGCAGCUUAUGAUACCGAUUUGGUGGAAGAUCGAUUACAAAAAUUAAUUACCAAAGCUUCAUCUUUGCUUCUUUCAAAUGUAACAUUUGAUGCGUUGGAUAGUAUUGAUGAAGUUGAGGUGUUUCCCACCCAAAUACCAGACCUUUCGUCUGAGGGUCCACUACUUGUAUCUGGCAGAUAUCGAGGAACAUUCCCCAACUCUUUUAAAGCUAAAGGUGUCUUGGCCGGUUUGAAUAGUUCUGUAAUAGAUUUGAAAAUACAUAAUGCAAAGGACGUACCACUUGACAAGAUAUGUGCAAAAGAACAGAUUGAGCAGCUUACUGCUCGGGCAUGGUUUUCAGAAAAUAAAGAACUCGAGGAUAAGAUAGCAAAAAUGAGCAUACAGACGGGGGUAAUAUCCGAGUAUACUCGUAUGAUUGUACUUGAGACAAUAGGGAAGAAAGUUCAAGAUGAGGUGCCAAAGAAAGGCCCACCCGAGCAGAAGGUGAUACCAUUGCCAAGUCUAUGUAUUGGCUUCGGUAACUUGACUGCAACGGCUGAAAACGUUCCUCCAGGAUGUGAAGAGGCAAAACUGCCUGAAGUCGCAGAAAUGUUUGUGAAGGCAGCUUCGAAUUGUUGUGGCAACAUCUUUAGACACUGCUGCUGCAUGUGCUGCAUCCAAUGUUGUUCCCGGAUGAACGACCAAUGUGCAAUUGUACUAGCCCAGAUAUGCACCGGACUAGCAAUUUUUGGCUGCCUUGAAUGUUGUUCAUUAUGUUGUGCCGACAAUGAAUAGAAACUUCGGUCCGAACAGAUUAUUUAAUUAUCUGUUGCAUAUAGUUUUUACACUUGUAAUAGAGAUGUGUAAAUGAAAAUAUGAGGUUUUGUUACACUGGUUCAA
Messenger RNA from Humulus lupulus (European hop), 2540 nucleotides. RefSeq lists its product as uncharacterized. Lineage: Eukaryota; Viridiplantae; Streptophyta; Magnoliopsida; Rosales; Cannabaceae. The record is from RefSeq and is a predicted model, not a curated record. The transcript is spliced from 13 exons. Bases 210 to 2435 code for a protein of 741 amino acids.